AAAACGGAUGAGAGUGAACGCCUGGGCGCACGCGCGCGCGGGCGGGUCAGACGGCCAGGCCGAGGGGACUGCGCGCCCACCCGCCCACCCUCCCUAUUUGUCCAGAUGACCCAUCCCGGUCCCAGCGAUCCCCUCCCCCGAACCACUCGGUCCACAGCCAGUUCCCGCGUACCAGGAUAAACUAAGCAGUCACUGCCCUGCUUCUUCCUGCUCAUCGGCGUCCCCUGUCUCCCAGUGGAAGCCAAGGAGGGGUUGCGCGGCAGCCGGGUGGGUAUGGGAGAUGCCUGGCGGUUUCGCGCUUUUUCCGCCUUUUGAUUGCGAGUGGGAGCAGCGCGCUAAGGAGAGCUGCAAGGGGAAUAGCCCGCCAAGGUGCUUCGGUGUGUGGCCAUUGCUGCCCUUCUGCCGCUGAUGGGUCGGCGGCGGUGGCGGGACGUGCAUCCAGGCGGGAUCCAGCGGCAGCAGCAGAGAGAGCUCCACCCUGAUGAUGCAGAGGCCCAGCUUCCAGCUGACUGCAAGUCGCAGAGCAGGCUGCACCCGCGUCUGCGUGAGGUCUAGAGGGACUUGGCCUGCUCCGCAAAUGAUCCAACUUCGUGGAGGGGCUGGCGAACACAGACAAUGCCAGCCUGGACGAGGAAGGGGCCAGCACUGCUUAGGCCUGUUUCCCAGGACGCGCAUUACUGGGUGCGGAACUUUACCCCUCAGAUGAAGAGUAUUUAGGCCUGUUUCCCAGGAGGCGCAUUACUGGGUGUGGAACUUUACCCUUCGGAUGAAGACUCCAGAGUUGGGUAUCUCCAAAGUGAUAAUCAAAUCAUCUUCUUGAGGGAAAGAAGCUGAAGUGCUACAUAAGAUGCUUGUGCUUCAUGACACUCAGAAGCUGCAGAUUCUGUAUAAAUCCUUAGAAAAGAGCAUCCCUGAAUCCAUAAAGGUAUAUGGCGCCAUUUUCAACAUAAAAGAUAAAAACCCUUUCAACAUGGAGGUGCUGGUAGAUGCCUGGCCAGAUUACCAGAUCGUCAUUACCCGGCCUCAGAAACAGGAGAUGAAAGAUGACCAGGAUCAUUAUACCAACACUUACCACAUCUUCACCAAAGCUCUUGACAAAUUAGAGGAAGUCCUGUCAUACUCCAAUGUAAUCAGCUGGGAGCAAACUUUGCAGAUCCAAGGUUGCCAAGAGGGCUUGGAUGAAGCGAUAAGAAAGGUUGCAACUUCAAAAUCAGUGCAGGUAGAUUACAUGAAAACCAUCCUCUUUAUACCGGAAUUACCAAAGAAACACAAGACCUCAAGUAAUGACAAGAUGGAGUUAUUUGAAGUGGAUGAUGAUAACAAGGAAGGAAACUUUUCAAACAUGUUCUUAGAUGCUUCACAUGCAGGUCUUGUAAAUGAACACUGGGCCUUUGGGAAAAAUGAGAGGAGCUUGAAAUAUAUUGAACGCUGCCUCCAGGAUUUUCUAGGAUUUGGUGUGCUGGGUCCAGAGGGCCAGCUUGUCUCUUGGAUUGUGAUGGAACAGUCCUGUGAGUUGAGAAUGGGUUAUACUGUCCCCAAAUACAGACACCAAGGCAACAUGUUGCAAAUUGGUUAUCAUCUUGAAAAGUAUCUUUCUCAGAAAGAAAUCCCAUUUUAUUUCCAUGUGGCAGAUAAUAAUGAGAAAAGCCUACAGGCACUGAACAAUUUGGGGUUUAAGAUUUGUCCUUGUGGCUGGCAUCAGUGGAAAUGCACCCCCAAGAAAUAUUGUUGAUUGAUUCCACUGUCCAUUUCAAAUCUUUCUUAUCAGUAAAAAAAAUUAAUUCAAACACAAGCAUUGUGAUCUACAUUAGCACAAAAUGCAACUGAUUAUCUAGGAUCUGUGUAUUACUUAAGCUCACCCUUAACAUUUUUACCUUCCUUCUCCUCUGUAUUCUUACAGAAAAUUAGAAGCUCAAUCUUAUGGUCUCAUAAUUUCCUUUAUGAUGACAGACAUCUCAGAAUUAAAAUCACCCAAUGCCAAUCAUUAGUGCCAAGAUAACCCUUUAAUGGCAACACUUUCUUAAAUGAAGACUAUUUCUUUCAUGAAAAAAUUCACUUUUAUGACUUUCUUGUUAAAAUAAAAAGUCUGCUUUUAAAA
Gorilla gorilla gorilla (western lowland gorilla) is the source of this 2098-nucleotide messenger RNA. Its product is annotated as glycine N-acyltransferase-like protein 2. NCBI's taxonomy places the organism in Eukaryota, Metazoa, Chordata, Mammalia, Primates, Hominidae. Gene Ontology annotation, cellular component: mitochondrion. The transcript is spliced from 6 exons. Gene Ontology annotation, molecular function: glycine N-acyltransferase activity. The record is from RefSeq and is a predicted model, not a curated record. Bases 848 to 1732 code for a protein of 294 amino acids.